AUGGCAGCUUAUAGAAAAGGUCGUGCAGAAAAUAACGAAUGCAAAAUCUUAAUUUUCGUUGAAAAUAGUGAAUCCUUUUUAUAUCUUUAUAAAGAAGAAAACUGGCCAACAACACUUGCCGGUAAUAAUUUUUCAACAAAAAAACCAUCAAUACCUCCACAACUUGCUUUGGUCAUACCUGCCGUAUCUUUACAAAUAAACUGGGACGAUUUUGUUCAAGAUCUUAAAGAUAAUCAUCCCAGCAUAUCAAAUGUCGUUCGCUUAAAAAACAAGGCUCAACAACCGAUAAGAGCAGUCAAAUUGGAAUUUAAUUCUGUAACUACUCGUAGAGAACUACUAGAAGCUGGUGAAAUUUCUGUUAUGCAUAUCAAAUAUAAGGUGGCGGAAUUCUACACACAAGCAAAUGUGCUAAUCUGCUCAAAUUGCUUUGGUAUUGGGCACUUCAGAAAGAAUUGUCCACAGAAAAAUGAAUCUACAUGCAAAACGUGUAGUGAAAAAUAUACCAAUCUGAAAGACCAUUUAUGCUCUGGGGUUUUAAAAUGUAUACACUGUGGUGGCCCUCACGUCUCGAACGAUGCAAAAUGUAGAGUAGUUCAAGACUAUAGAGCUGCUCUUACUCGAAAUCUUCUUAAUAAUAUCACUACAGAGAACAUGGAACAUGCUAAUGCUGGUCAAUUAAUUAACAAUGUGUCCCAAGCUACCUACACAACAACAAAUGGCUUAUCUUAUGCAAACGUACUCAAAAUGUCAUCGUCGUACCCCAAUGAUCUAUUACUUAAGAAGCUAGAUAGCAUUGUAAAGAAAGUAGAAGAAGAAUCAAUUGCAACUCGUCAUUCUCUGGAAGUAAUAAAAAACGAAAUGAGAAAUUGCUACGAUGGAAUGAAGCAGCAAGUUGAAACAUUGGAAGAGAAAUUGAAAGCAACAGAAAAGAAGUUUGAAGAUUUUUCAAUGAAGAUAGGUGAAAUCGUUCAAAACAUAUGUGCAACACUAUUGUACCCUCAGAAUUCGCAAGGACAACAAUGGAAGUCUUAUUGGCAGGAAAAAAUUAAAACACUGGUAGAAGCUAGAUCGACAUCAGUUAAAUCAACAUAA
Molecule: messenger RNA, 1092 nt
Organism: Rotaria sp. Silwood2
Lineage: Eukaryota; Metazoa; Rotifera; Eurotatoria; Philodinida; Philodinidae
Source: the annotation of a GenBank genome assembly